Messenger RNA from Zygotorulaspora mrakii, 1206 nucleotides. RefSeq names its product DMT family transporter. Gene Ontology annotation, biological process: regulation of peptide transport. The transcript has a single exon. Gene Ontology annotation, cellular component: membrane. The record is from RefSeq and is a predicted model, not a curated record. Bases 1 to 1206 code for a protein of 401 amino acids. Lineage: Eukaryota; Fungi; Ascomycota; Saccharomycetes; Saccharomycetales; Saccharomycetaceae.
AUGAUGAUAAGGAAGUUAGGUAAAAGAUGGACGUUGGGUCUAGUUAUGUUGGCGCUGGUCAUUGUGCUGUGGGUUCUAUCAUCGUUUUUGCUGAACCUGAUAUUUCAAGAUAACUCAUAUAAAAAGCCAUUUUUCAUAACAUACAUCAAUACAGCAUCAUUUGUAUUCUAUCUGAUACCAACUGGAAGGAAAAUGGUGAAGAACUACAUUCAGACGGGUCACUUCCACGCGCACGACGAGCUGGUCCUGGAGGAAGAGGGAGCAGCGCAGGAUGUGGUUGAGUCUGAACAGGACCCGGAUACUAGCAUAACUGUGCAUAGCCCGUUGAUACCAAAAGACAGCAAUGUAGAUCAUGAUGGAUCCAGAUUGUCGCUUCCUGAAACAAUGAAAUUAAGCGCAGAAUUUUGCGUACUAUGGUUCACUGCAAACUUUGUUACUAACGCAUCCUUAGCAUAUACAUCUGUGGCAUCUCAAACAAUUUUAUCAUCGACAUCGUCUUUCUUUACAUUAUUUGUUGGUGCGCUAUGCCAUACAGAGACACUUAAUCGUGUCAAUAUUGUGGGGUCUAUUGUGUCUUUUCUAGGUAUUCUACUUGUAACAAGAUCGGACGCUUUACAAUCUCACAUUCAUAUAAAACCUUUCCCUGGCUCAAGUACGUUUGAUGAUAAUGAUGAUACUUCCGCGGAUGCUAUGAAGACUCUUCUAGGAAAUGUGUUAGCGUUGCUAGGAGCAUUCUUCUAUGGCAUAUAUAGCACGCUAUUGAAGCAUAGAAUUAAAGAUGAAUCAAGAGUGAAUAUGAAGAUUUUUUUCGGAUUUGUUGGUUUAUUUACUUUGAUUUUUGUGUGGCCAACAUUAUUAUUAUUGCAUUAUACCGGAUGGGAAUCUUUUGAAUGGCCAUCAACGCCUCGUAUUAUUACAGUUGUCACAGUCAAUUGUUUAAUAACUUUCAUCAGCGAUUUUUGUUGGGCUAACGCUAUGUUACUAACAAGUCCAUUAACAGUAACUGUCGGUCUAAGUAUCACAAUACCAUUUGCGAUGUUUGGCGAUUUCAUGUUGAAGAAUAAACCGAUGACAUUGUUAUAUUUCCUCGGUGCCAUGCUUAUAUUAGGAUCAUUCUUUAUUAUCAAUAAGCAUUCUGAAGAGGAGACUUUGGAUCAUCUACUGGAGGAUACAAAUAGUAGCGCCACUGGCGAAUUGACUGUAUAA